This is a messenger RNA of Salvia miltiorrhiza (redroot sage), 1029 nucleotides long. Its product is annotated as protein FAR-RED IMPAIRED RESPONSE 1-like. Lineage: Eukaryota; Viridiplantae; Streptophyta; Magnoliopsida; Lamiales; Lamiaceae. Bases 1 to 1029 code for a protein of 342 amino acids. The transcript has 2 exons. Gene Ontology annotation, biological process: regulation of DNA-templated transcription. The record is from RefSeq and is a predicted model, not a curated record.
AUGGAACAAAAUGAAGACGAUGCACUUGAAGUUUUAUGCCUAAAUGAAGAAGAGCAGAUGGAAGUAGAAUCCCAAGAGAUUGAUAUGCGAGCAAUCAACGACAUGUUGCAAAAUGGUCCUCAAUCUAGAAUGGAAUUUCAAAGUAGGGAAUGUCUCUUUGCAGCAUAUCAAGAGUAUGCAAAGCAUAAAGGGUUCAGUGUAUCAACUAGAAAUGUACAAAAAGAGAAAUAUCUCAUGAUCUCAUGUGAUAGGGGCCGAAAGCCAAAUGUUAUCAAGCAUUUGUCAAACAACAUGAAGAGACAGUUAGAAGCACGUGAUAUGGCGGGCAUACGAGUAUGUAAGAAUAUAAGAUUGCUCGAAGUUCUUGCCGGCGGACCAUCUAGCUUAGGAGCGUCAGUGAAAGAUUGUAGAAAUUUUAUUGAUCAGAGAAGACGACUAAGACUUGCCGAAGGUGACGCAGCAGCCAUUUAUAAUCUAUUUAAGAGGUUGCAACAACAAGACAGGAAUUUUUUUCAUCUCAUGGACCUCGACGACGAUAAUAGACUCCGCAAUGUGAUGUGGAUUCAUCCUCGUAGCCGAGCUGCGUAUGAGGAAUUUCAUGAUGUGGUGAGCUUUGACACUACGUAUCUUGUAAAUCAGUACAACAUGCCGUUCGGAACCGUAGUUGGAGUUAACCAUCACAAUCAAUCCAUUCUACUUGGAUGUGCUUUAUUCACGAAUGAGCAUGCCGAAUCAUUCAAAUGGUUUUUUACAAAUUGGUUGGAUGCAAUGGAAGGUGUUCAACCGACGACAAUUUUGACCGAUCAAUGCGAAAGCAUUAGAAUUGCUUUGAGAGAAGUUAUGCCAGAUAGCAUUAAUCGGUUUUGUCUUUGGCAUAUUGUUUCCAAGACCAAUUCCGAUUCUGAUUUCAAUUCAAUGUUAUACCAUAGUUUAAGCAUGGACGAGUUUGAAAGCAGGUGCGAUGAAUUUUUAACUGAACAUAGUUUACAUAACAACAAGUGGUUGAAGGACUUGUAUGGUGAAAGAUAG